This is a messenger RNA of Hyla sarda, 23292 nucleotides long. It is a transcript of the gene MACF1, whose product is annotated as microtubule actin crosslinking factor 1. Gene Ontology annotation, molecular function: microtubule binding; structural molecule activity; cadherin binding. Gene Ontology annotation, cellular component: microtubule; cytoplasm; cell junction. The record is from RefSeq and is a predicted model, not a curated record. Lineage: Eukaryota; Metazoa; Chordata; Amphibia; Anura; Hylidae. The coding region runs from base 842 to 22264 and encodes 7140 amino acids. The transcript has 101 exons. Gene Ontology annotation, biological process: intermediate filament bundle assembly; wound healing; regulation of focal adhesion assembly.
UGUAUGUAUGUGUAUAUAUAUAUAUAUAUAUAUAUAUAUAUACCAUUGCAGAUCCUGACAUCUAGGCUAUAUGACGGCUAAGCCCCAGCACAGCAGGAAUUGGGUACGUCAGCCGGAUGGUAUGUGCAGUGGAGCGAGGGUACAAUGCCCCCUGGUCCUCCCCCAUAAGCCGUUACUAGAGGGGGUCGCCGGUAAUUGUGCUGCCCACGUGUGCCCGGCACCAGCCCUGGCAGCGGCAGAUCAGGGUGAGGCUCUUUGUACAGCAGCUCCUCCCCAUCGGGUGCACAGCCCGGCACAGUGGGGUGGUCGCUGUGUCUCUUUCCCUGGAUGUGUCUCUUCAUGGUGGAUGGAUGUGCCCUGUAUGCCAGGAUCUGAGGAUGCCCGCUGAUGCCUGUGUGCCAGUGAUGAUGGUGUCUUCUUCUUAGGCUUCCUUCAGUGUGGAUGUGAGCUGCUCUUCUUCCUGGCUGCUUCUCCUUCUCUGUCUCUGGAUCUCUGUCUUUCUCCCCAUUUCUGGGCUGGGGGCAGGGUCACUAUCAUUCUGCUGCACAGAAGCCUCUGGACACUGGCUGUGGAUGUCACCAUUGUCAUCAGGCUAUGGAUGGGAAUCUCCCUUCACCUGUCAUUUGCUUUUAAGGUUUUCCCUGGAUGCCAUAUUCUUCUCUGUCUGUCUCCCUGGAUGUGACACUGUUCUUUGCAGUCUCACUGGAUGAGACUCUGGAUGUGAUUGUCCCUUCACACUUGGAUGUCCCUUUACUUUGGCGAUUGCUGCACAGAUCCACAAAUUCCCUAUAGUUUCCGUAUUCUCCCUUACAAGGGGUAACAUCCAUACGUCUGUGGAGACAUGUCAUCUUCAGAUGAAGAAACCCUCAGUGAGAGGUCAUAUCGUAGUGAGAGGUCAUGCCGGAGUGAGAGAUCUGGUAGUUUGUCCCCCUGUCCUCCAGGUGACACUCUGCCUUGGAAUUUGCCACGUCACGAACAGAAGAAGAGGAAAAGCAAGGACUCUGUCUUGGAUCCUGCAGAGAGAGCUGUAGUAAGAGUGGCAGAUGAACGAGACAGAGUGCAAAAGAAAACCUUUACCAAGUGGGUCAACAAGCAUCUUAUCAAGGUUCGCAAGCACAUCAAUGAUCUUUAUGAGGACCUACGGGAUGGACACAAUCUUAUCUCCCUUCUGGAAGUCCUGUCUGGUGUCAGGCUUCCCAGGGAGAAGGGACGAAUGCGUUUCCACCGACUGCAAAAUGUGCAGAUUGCUCUGGACUUUCUCAAACAACGUCAGGUGAAAUUGGUUAAUAUCCGGAAUGAUGACAUUACGGACGGAAACCCAAAGUUGACCCUUGGAUUGAUAUGGACAAUAAUCCUGCAUUUCCAGAUCUCUGAAAUUUAUGUCAGUGGAGAAUCCGGAGAUAUGUCUGCCAAGGAAAAGCUGCUCCUAUGGACGCAGAAGGUGACAGCAGGAUAUGUUGGGGUGAAGUGUACCAACUUUACUUCUUGCUGGAGUGAUGGCAAGAUGUUUAAUGCCAUUAUUCACCGCUACAGACCUGACUUGGUAGACAUGCAGAAAGUGGAAAUUCAAAGUAACCGGGAAAACCUAGAGCAGGCAUUUGAGAUAGCAGAGAGUCUAGGGGUAACCCGAUUACUGGAUUCUGAAGAUGUGGAUGUGGAUUCUCCUGAUGAAAAGUCUGUGAUCACAUAUGUGUCUUCUAUAUAUGAUGCCUUCCCCAAAGUUCCAGAAGGAGGAGAAGGAGUCAGUGCCACUGAAGUAGACUCCCGUUGGUUGGAGUACCAAGAGAGAGUAAUGUCACUGACACAAUGGAUCCGUCAGCAUAUACUUCUGAUGUCUGACAAAUCAUUUCCACAGAAUCCUGUGGAGUUAAAGGCACUUUAUAAUCAGUAUGUACAUGUGAAAGAAACUGAAAUUCCAGCAAAAGAACAAGAAAAGGCACAGAUCCAAAAAUUAUAUCAGAUGUUACAGGCCUGGAUUGAGUUUGGUCGUCUCAAACUUCCUCCAUCCUUUCAUCCUAAUGAUGUGGAGGAGCAAUGGGGGAAGCUUAUACUUUCCAUGAUAGAGAGGGAGAAAGUUCUCCGGCCUGCUGUGGAGAGGCUUGAACUGCUCUUACAAAUUGCAAACAGGAUCCAGAAUGGCUGUCUGAGCUGUGAAGAGAAGCUAACACUAGCAAGGAAUACACUGCAGUCUGAUGCUGCUAACAUUGAAUGUGGACAAAGCACUCAGCAAGAGAUUGAAGUGCUACAGUUCUUACAGGAAAGUGAGAGUCUUCUCCGUCAACUUCAGGCAGAUGUUCAGAUUCUGAGAGAUGAAAAGUAUUUCCAGGUGGAUGAACUUGCCUUCAGAGUUCUGCGAAUUCAGGAUGAACUUCUGACACUGAGGCUAGAGUAUUCCAAUUUGUACAGGAAAGGGAACUUCAUCACUUCAAACCUGCAAACCUCUGUGUCUCUUAAUACAUCUCACCAACAAGGUUUUUCCACAUCAGCUACUUCUUCCACAUCUUGGUUUCGGAAACCUAUGAGUCGAGCAGAGCUGCUUGCCUUAUCCUCAUCCGAAGAUGAAGGUAGCCUCAGAUUUGUUUAUGAGCUGCUUGCCUGGGUGGAAGAAAUGCAGUUAAAACUGGAACGUGCAGAAUGGGGUACAGAUCUUCCAAGUGUAGAGACUCAACUGGAAAAUCAGCAUCAAGUACACACCAGCGUGGAGGAGUUGUCCUCAAGUUUGCGAGAAGCAAGGAGUUAUGAGGUUAAAAUGUCUCCAAAUUUCCGCAGCAGCUAUAGAGAAACUUUAAGCAAGCUUGAAAUACAAUACUGCAAGCUAAGGGAAACCUCGAGCUCCCGUUUACGUCAUUUAGAAAGCCUCCAUAAUUUUGUGUCUCGAGCUACAGCAGAGCUCAUCUGGUUGAAUGAGAAGGAAGAGGAUGAGCUGGCCUAUGAAUGGAGUGAUGCAAAUUCCAACAUGGAGAUGAAGAAGGAUUGCUUUUCUGAACUUACACUGGAGCUGGAGCAGAAGCAUGAUGUCAUUCAAGCCUUGCAAGAAACUGCUGAACUGUUGUCAUUGGAAAAUCAUCCAGCAAAACAAACUGUAGAAGCAUAUAGUGCUGCAAUUAUUUCUCAGUGGCAAUGGGUACAACAGUUAUGUCUUUGUGUAGAGCAGCAUUUAAAGGAAAAUUCUUCCUAUUUUCAGUUCUUCAGCGAUGUUCGGGAAUCGGACGUUUAUCUGAAAAAUCUCCAAGAAUCAAUUAAGAGAAAAUAUUCCUCUGACCGCAAUACUAGUAUGAACAGAUUGGAAGAUAUGUUGCAGGAUUCUAUGGAAGAGAAGGAACAACUUAUUCAGUCCAAGAGUACAGUGGCCAGCUUGGUAGGGAGAUCCAGGAACAUAAUACAACUUAAGCCCAGAAACCCAGAACAUAGUCUCAGUGGUACUCUGCCUAUCAGAGCUAUAUGUGAUUACCGGCAAAUUGAGAUUACAAUAUGUAGAAAUGAAGAAUGUGUACUUGAAGACAACUCUCAAAGAACAAAGUGGAAGGUGAUCAGCACUACUGGAAAUGAGGCUAUGGUACCAUCUGUGUGCUUUCUCAUCCCCCCACCCAAUAAGGAAGCAAUAGAUAUGGCUGUCAGGGUGGAGCAAUUGUACCAGAAAGUGAUGGCACUUUGGCAUCAGUUACAUGUAAAUACAAAGAGUUUAAUUUCUUGGCAUUAUCUGCGCAAAGAUCUAGACCUAGUACAAGGAUGGAAUGUGGACAAGCUUAGGGUUCUGCCUUUGGCAGAACGUCUGCAGACUUUGUCCAGUCUUCAAUCUCAUCUGGAUGAUUUUAUGGAAGAUAGCAAAGAUUCACAGAUAUUCUCAUCUACCGAUCGGCUCAACAUGGAGCAGGAAGUAGAAACCUGUAAAGAGCAAUGUAGGAAGCUGGUAGACCUAAUUGAGGCUGAAGAUAAAGAUGAGUCUUUAGCUCAAACAUAUUUAUCUGAACUUCACAACAUUCGCCUGCACUUAGAAGAUUGUGAACAAAGGCUGGUGAGAAGGUUACAGAGUUCCCCAAGCUGUGAUGGAGAUGCUGUUCAUGAAAAUGCUGUUAGGAUAUCUGAGCAAGAGAGAAUGCAAGAGGAACUAAAGAGAUUAAAAUCUGAACUGUCGCUGGUAUGCGAGCGCUGCGACCACUUCUUGCAUAUGUCUCCAUCUGGAUCCAGUAGUCCAAAUGUUCGCUCACAGCUGGAUCUUAUAGUAGGGAAGAUGGAUAAAGUCUAUGGUCUGUCAUCUGUAUUUUUGGAGAAACUGAAGACAGUAGAUGUGGUUAUACGGAGUCUGCAGGGUGCUGAAGCUCUUGUUAAAGGAUUUGAAACCCGGCUGAGCCAGGAGGAUACGAUUGCUGCAGAUCCUGUUGCUAUUCAGUCUCAACAAGACUUAUUACAGCAAUGGAUGAACGAAGCAAUAGAAAAAGACAGUGUUAUUUCUGCUCUGGAGGGGGAUAUCGCAAAAACAAAGGAAGUAAGAGAGCGCCUAAAUCAGAGGACUCUAGAACGCAGCCUUGAUGUAGAUCAAUAUCAGGAAAAGACACUUAAGCUUCGGGAGCGAUGGACUGGUGUGCACACUCAGCUUGAAACACGGCAAUCAGAAUUGGCCACAAUACGAGAAGUAUUAAAAAGUUACAGGGGGCACCAUGGCAGCUUAAUCCAGUGGAUAGAGGCAACAAAAUCUCAGCAGGAAAUGAUGAAACCUGGCCAGUCAGAAGACAGGAGAGUCUUAUCUGAGCAGCUCAAUGAAGAAACGGCACUGGUGGCUGAAAUAGAGCGGAAUCAAUCUCGUUUGGAUGAAUGUCAGGCCCUUUCCCAGCAGUACUCUGUGUCUGUGAAGGAUUAUGAACUGCAACUCAUGACCUACAAGGCCUUUGUAGAUUCACAGCAGAAGUCGCCACUAAAGCGGAGAAGAAUGCUGUCUACCUCAGAUGUUAUAACACAAGAAUUUAUGGAUCUACGCACUCGCUACACUGCUCUGGUGACAUUAACUACACAGCAUGUGAAGUAUAUCAGUGACGCCCUGCGGAGACUUGAAGAAGAGGAGAAAGUUCUUGAAGAGGAGAAAGAAAGGCAUAUUGAAGAUCUAAAACAACUGUCUAGCUGGGUUUCUAGUCUGUCUCCGGUGGUGUCAGCGCAUGGUGGGAACAGUACUGACCUGAAAAAGUCAAUCUCAGAGAAAAAGGCACUAAGUGAUGAGCUUCUCUCAAAAAAGGAUGAUGUUUCUGAAGCUAUUAAGUCUAUGCAGAUCUUCUUGGCCAAGAACAAUGAUAAGUUGUCACCUGAGGAGAAAGCAGAGAUCUCUUCUCAGAUCCAGGAGCUGAAGGGAACAUAUAACAGGCUCUGUGAAGAGUCUGAUAACCAGAUACAAGUGCUUCAUACUGAGCUUGCUCGGGAGGCUGAACAAAAGGAGUGUCAUGCAAUUGCCGGAGUUAUAGAUCUGGGAUCAAUGGAGAUAUUUCCUAUAUUCUUAGCAAUGCAGAAAGGUCUAAUAGACCAAGAUACUGGUUUAAUGCUUUUGGAAGUUCAGAUUGUCCUGUCUGGCUUGGUUUUUCCUGAAACAAAUGAGAGAAUGACCUUAGACGAAGCUCUUGAAAAGAAUAUUAUAGAUUUAAGAAUGUUCCAACGUCUUCAACAUUUAGAUUUAGCCAAUACAUUGCUAGAUAAAUGCGCAGACCAAAAGAACAGAAUGAAUGUCCUCUUAACUGCAAUGAAAAAAGGGGAAAUCACUGAAAGUGUUGGUCUAAAAAUCUUGAAUAUCUAUUUGUCUUCUGGCAUACUUAAGUUAUCCACUGAUUCAGAAGAAUCUAUCAAAGAUAUGCUAGCGUGUAGCAAUCUAAUGGAAAAGAUUAAGAUAUCCUGUAAGAAGUUUAUUGAUCCAAACACUACUAAACUAGUGAGUUUAACAGAACUUAUGGAAAGCUGCAUAAUACAUGAGUCAACUGGACUGAGGCUUAUUCCAGUCAAACAGGUAGCUGGUGGAAUGGUGUGCCUCGGAUCAGGCAAAAAAGUUAAUAUCUUUAAGGCUGUACAAGAAGGACUUAUUGACAGACAAGUGGCUUUAAGGCUUUUAGAAGCACAGUUGUUUGCAGGUGGAAUAGUAGAUCCGAAAACUGGUCAUAGACUUAGUGUUGAUGAAGCGCUGAGGUACCAUUUGAUGGACAAAGAUACGGCGUGUGCUCUGCUUACACGACAGCUUUUUGAUGGUGGUAUCAUCGAUGUUGCAACUGAACAAAGAAUCUCAUUGGAUGAAGCAGUAAAAUGCCAUCUUGUAGCACCAAAACUUGCUCUUCUUGUAUUGGAGUCACUGACUUCAAUUAAAGGUUUUCUUUGGCCAGAAUCUGGGGAAGUCCUUCCUGUUUCAGAUACCAUUCAAGAAGGCAAUGUUUCUACUGAGCUGGCAAUAAAAAUUCUUGGAAACCGACACCAGAUCCAAGGCCUAUAUGUCUUAGAAAAUAAAGAAGUAAUGACUUUGGACAAAGCCAUUCAGUGCGGGGUCUUAGAAGAAAGCAAUGCCAAAACAUUGCAGUCUACCUUUAUUCCGGAUUUAGAGCCCAGUCUGUCAUCAGAAUUCUUUCAACAGCCUGGAGUCCAACCAUUUUCUCUUUCUUGGACCAGCAGUUCACAUCCCGUUGAUAGGAAUAUAUUGGAAAUUCUAAUGAAUUCACAAUCUGAGUACAAAGAAAAACUAGUGUCUUUAAGACACUUGAGCUACGUAAAUAUUCAUAAUGGUCAGAGACUGCUGCUUAUUAAAAACAUGGAAAACAAAGCUGAGGAGCUAUUCUUAGGGGAUAGUCCAUACUAUUUUAGUGAAGAGAGUCCUAAUAUUAAACACUUUGCUAGUGAGAAAAGUCUUGAUCUAGAACAGACCAGAUGUUCUGAACUUAUGGAAACUCUUACAGAAAUAAAUACAGACAAAGUGAGUGAGCUAGAACCAUUCAUGUUGCCAAAAGAGAGCAUUUUGUCCUUGUGUGUGGAUCACCCUCAAACACAGGACACACAUUCUUUUCAGCUUAAUAGUUCAGUUGAAAUCCAAGACCAAAAUGCUUCCAAACACACUGCUGCAGAUUUACAGCCUUUGGUAUAUACACAAAUAACGUCUGACAGAGAACCAACCAAAAAUAUCACUCAACUUCCUGGGAGAGGAUCGAUCACUUCCAAUAAUAGAGCUCAGGCUGAAAGCCAAUCAUGCAUUAUGUCUGAGCCUGAAAUGUUGCUAAAUGAGACAGAUUUUCAAAAGCCUAUAUUUACCAUAGAAAGGGCAUCAUCAGAAAUGGCUUUUAAUAGUAAAAAUGAAAAUAUUAUCCCAGAACAAAUUUCAUGUGAUGGUGUAAAACAUCUUAAAGUAACAUCCAAGCAAAGUAUUGCCACAAUUGUAAGCAAGAAACCUGAAGACAUAGAAGUUUUACCACAUGUUAAUAAAGAUCUGUUUUAUGAUGAAAAUGUUUCCUUUGACCUCGAAGAGGAGGAUACUUUAAAUAUGCUGUCUGAACAGAUAAUACAUGGAGGUAUCAUAGAUUCAAAUUCUGGUCAGAAGCUUCUUUUAAAUGAGGCAGUUGCCAUGGGGGUCAUCUCCAGCCACACAGCUUUAAGACUCAUGGAGCGUCUUGGAUUAUUCUCUGGAUUUUUUGAUUCCCAGUCAUGUGAGGCAUUAACAAUACAGGAUGUAAUAGAUGAAGGGCUGAUGGAUGAAAAUCUCUUGCAAAAAGUCUUCAACUCAGACAAGUCAGUUGCUGGGAUUGUAGACAUGCAAAAUAACCAGAUAUAUUCUGUUCAAGAAGCAAUGAAAGCAAAACUCAUUACUGAAAAAAUAGCCAAAAGCAUUUUAGAAGUCCAGGUGAUCACUGGGGGUAUACAUGAUGUGAAGAGAAGCAAGAGGAUAUCGGUCACAUUAGCCUCUAGUUUGAACUUGGUAAAUCCUUUGGAUAAGGAAGAACUAAUAAGGUUAGAAAAAGCUUCUAAAGGGAAAAGUACGGACACAAUAACCAAAGAAAAACUCCUAAGCUUACAGUUAGAGUCAAGUGGGAUCCCCGAUCCAAAGUCUAAGAAACCUAUGCCUUUAGUGGAGGCCCUCAAUAAGGGUCUUAUUAGCAGACAUGAUACUAUCAUGCUUUUAUCUAGGCAAAUUCAAGAUGGUGGUAUAAUACAUCACUUAUCAGGGAUGCGAUUUUCUGUGCUCGAUUCCCUUAAACACGGGUUGAUUGAUCAAGAUAUAUUUGAGGAACUCUCAGAGUUUGAAUGUAUUUAUCAGUUACAGCUUUCUCAGCCCUCAGGAGGGGAUGAAAGAAUCCUGUCUUCCAAUAGUGGUAGUGUUAUGCCAUGUAAUUUACAUUGUGAGCAAGAGAAUGGGGAUAUACCAUAUACAGACAUGUUACAGAAAUGUAAAAUCGAUGUUCUGACUGGACACAAAUAUGCAGAACUUGACUUACUGACAAAGCAUUUACAUGAGCGCCCAAUAGCUUCUGAAGAUUCUAAGUUAGGAUUUUCCCAGUCAAUAUCUUCUGUGAGUCAAGACACUCAGUAUAAGCACACACAUGGUUCAGGAGGUAACCACGUUCCUGGAGAUCCCAAAGAGAAUCAGAGUGACGUUAAACAGAGAGCACAUGCUGGUCAUGUGACUCCAAAUAAGGGCCAGGAUGAGAGUUCUUCAUCCAUUUUUAGAGGUAAUGUUACAGAUAUGAGCCAUAGUGAAGUGUCUUCUAAAAAUAAAGAGCCUUUUGACCUCAGGAAAUCAAACAUUGCAGACCAUAUCAUAGUGGAUAUUAAUGCUAGAGAGUUGAAGAUGCCAGUUAGUGAUAAGGUGCCAAUAACAUUACUUUCUAAAAACUCCUCAACCAUUGUUGACCUGACAAAACAGACUACAAAGUUAAAUGGAUCUUCAGUCCUAGGCAUUGAGACCACACAUUUCAGUGACAAAGUAGACUGUGAUUUAAAGAAAAAAGCUGUAUCAAAGACUUCUACUGUCACAACAUCAUCUAUUAAAGGUCCAGCAGUUGUAAAGAAAUUGUCACAUACUGAGCAUCUGGAUGAAUCUACUCAGAAAGCUGCAUCAAUAUCUUUAAAGAAGGACAAGUCUUCAAGUCCAGAUAAUAGUUUGUUUGGUUUUCCAUCUGAAUCUCAGAUAGAUGGAGGAAAAUCAGGUUUACCUGGAAACCAGACUAUUCUUACUAGAACCAGCGAAAGUCACCUAUCUAUUCCUCAAAUUGUGAAAGAACAGGAUGCAAGCAGUUCUGAAGGAAAGGCACCAACCCAGCUCACUGAGACACACCAAGCUUUUGCAAAUAUGCAGGAUAAGCUACAUCUUAAUACAUUUUUAACAAACCUUAAAAGUCAAAGUACUCAAAGUUCACCAGUAGAGCAUACUAAGGACAUAAAAGAACCUUUGGAUGCAAGUUUUGUUUCUGAAGAUGGAAAAAUUGCUAUUGGUAAAGGUGCUUUACUGCCGUUACACAGCGAUUCUAUUGAAUAUUUAAACACACUUGCUGUACAGAAGGCAUCUGAGCUAAUAGACAAGGAAAUUUAUAUGAAACCAGAGGACAAGAUUUUGGACAUUGAUGGUCAGGAGGAAGACGCAGAAUCAAAGGAUAAGUCUAACCUUCAAGAGUAUGCUCUAGAUUCAGUAAAAAAUUCCAGACUGAAUGGAGAGGAACCUGGUCCUGGCCAAGAUAGGACUAUCCCUAUUGAAGAAGGACAAGUUAGAGAAACAGACCAUACAUCUAAAACCUUCACCAAAGAACCCCCCAAGAAUUUACAAGACACCCGAAAUAAGCAAGCUUGCCUUCAGCAUGAAGAGAAUCUUGUGUGUUUCCUUUCAAUGCUACGAGAUAUUGAAGUAAAGUUGGGAUCUCUGCAGCCUGUCUUACCAGGCCUACAAGAUGUCCAGGAGAAAUUGAGACAAGCAGAGAUGCUUGACCAAGAACUGAAGAGUUUGGAGUCUCCUGUUGUCAAGGAGCUUGACUUUGUGAAGCUGAUAGUUUCUGAACAGCCGUCUCAUGUGCCAGCUCAACUUCUGCGGGCUUUAGAGAAAGAUGCUAAGAACUUAGAGAAGUCACUAAAUUCCAUCAGAGAGAUUUCUGAGUCACGUGUUAAACAGCUCAACUCUGUAUUUGAGCUUGAAAAGGAAAAAGUGUGUUCUGAGCAUCAGGAGCUGGAAAGCAAACUGCAGACUCUUUUGCAGAGGGUAAAGAAGAUCUCUCUCUCUUUUGACUGCCAGAAGACAAGUGAUUCUGGAUCAGCAUCUACAGUAGUCAAAGAGUUGAAUGUUGUAGAGAAUUUGAAGCAACCUGUGGCUGACAUCAGAGCUGACCUGGAGAACAUUGCCUAUGAUGUUCAGUUCUUUAUUUCUGAGCAAGCUCAAAAUUUGUCACCACAACAAAGCCGCACAUUGCUUCGUCUACUGAAUGAGCUGCAAAAAUCUUUUCGGGAGACUUCUGAAAGGUUGUCGGCUCAGACUGAAGUUCUGCAGUUCCGUGAACAACAGACACUUCAGGAGCAGCAGGUGGUUUGUGCCCAAGAACUAGAAGAGUUGUGCUCUUGGGCUGAACAAAUAGAUAAAGCUGUGAAUGAUCACCAGACCAGUGCCAGCACACAGGACCUCUCAAGGCUUCAGGAUCAGUACCAGAGCAUGCAGAAACUCCACAAGGAUGUUCAAGCUCGAGCUAACCAAUUUUCAAGUGCCAUCAAAGCAGCAGAAAACUUCCUUGAACGGAACAGAAACAGAAUGAAUCCUGAUGAACUGGAGGCCUUUCAAAGAAAGUUACAGAAGGCUAAGGAACAGUAUAAGUCUGUGCUUGAAAAAACAGGGGAGACCGAAAAACAUCUAGAGUCUGCAGUGAGCACUGCUGUUUUAGAGGAAACCAAAAAGUCUAAAACUGCUGAAGAGCUAAAGGAAAAUCUGGGAAAGAUAGAGUCUCUUCUGUGUCAGGUGCUUCCUUCUAUUUCAAAUAAAAGCAACCAGCAGAAAGCAAGUGUUACUGAUGGAAAAGACCCUGGGAGGAAAGAAUCAGCUGUAUGUCAUCCUCCAGAAGAUGCUGCAAACAUUAUUAAUAACUUGUAUGAAAGGAAGAAGACACAGUAUCAAGAAAUGUUAGCCAAACAGCAAAAUUUUAUCUUGACAAUACAAUCGGCACAAGAUUUCUUAGAUAAACAUGGGAGUACAUUAUCCCCUGAUGAGAGAGAACGGUUACAAAACCAGCUGGCACGUUUAAAGGAAGAGUACGCUACCUCACUGUCUGAAGCUCAAGUACAAUUGAAACAUUCACAAAGCUUGCGUGAUGAUCUGCAAAACUUCAUCCAUGACUAUGGAGAGUUUGAGAACUGGCUCCAGCAGACUGAAAAAGAACUGGACAACAUGCAGAAUGGGGCAGCAGACUUUACAGCAUUGCAUGACUUACUGCAGCAGCAAGGAGAUUUCUCUGAAGACGUUAUUUCACACAAAGGAGAUCUGCGAUACAUUACCAUUGCAGGCCAGAAAGUCAUUGAUGCAGAGAAAUCAGCUGCUCAACAGUGCAAUGAAGAUUUGGAGGUGCAAGUUGCUGGAGCUUUAGUGAAAAAUAAACUUGAAGAUGCUUCAAAAAGAUACAGUGCCUUGCAUUCAAAGUGCUCCAAGCUGGGAACUCUUUUACAUUCUUUAUUGAACCAGUAUCAGCAGUUUCAGGAAGGAUCAGAUGCAGCAGUAAGCUGGCUGCAGAAUGCUGAGUUAGUUGCAGAAAAGUUACUUUCAGAACCCGUAGCAUCAGAUCCAGGUGCUCUGCAGGCUCAGUUGGAGAAAGCAAAGAGUAUGCAAUGUGAAAUCGCAGAGCAUCAAGUACAAGUGGAGAAAGUUCAUAAGGCUGUCCGUGGUCUGCAGGAAAUCAAAGGAGAUCCAUUGCCAGACUGCGGGAAGAUCCAGGCAACAGCUGAUUCUAUUGAAAGCCGGUUCCAGAAUCUCUCCAGCAAAAUGUCUGCUCACUCAGAUUUACUGCAGAAGUCAGUAGCUCAGUCUCAGAGUGUUCAGGAAGGCCUGGAACACCUCUUGCACUGGUUGGAAGGAAUAGAGAACACACUAGAAAGGCAAAAACAGUCAUCUAUGUCCUCUUUAUCAAUCCAGGAGGCUCUCGCUCAGAACAUGAAAUUAAGGCAAGAUAUUGGAAGUAGAAGAGGAAGCCUAGAUGCCACUGGAGAAAUGGUGGUAAAGUUCAUGGAAAAGGCAGACAAAGCCGCAGCUGCUACCCUCCAAAACAAGCUAUCUGAAGUCUCUGCACGGUUUGAAAAAGUGUGCCAGCAGCAGAUCUUGCAAGAAACUGCUCUAAAAGAGGUGCUUCCAAAAGUGGAAAGAUAUGAGCAGAUCUCAGAAGCACUACAAGAUUUUAAAGAAACAAGGUUGCAGUUGCUAGCUUCAGGAAACAAGCCAGAUAGAGACAUUGCUCAUUUUUCAGAGCAAAUUCAGGAGUUGAACAUAGAGAUAAAGCAACAAGAACAACAGCUGGAUACUUUAGAACAUCUAGUUACAGAUCUGAGCAUCUGCCCGCUUCUUUUGGAUACAUCCGAGCACUUACAGAAGGUUCAUACCCUGAAGAAGGAUUUUCAGGAUCUUCAGGAGGCAGCGAGAGAGAGACAAAAGGAAGCAUUGUCUUGCCAGGAAGAGCUAGAAGAGUUCAAGAGGCUGGUUGGCAGUAUGAGAAAGUGGCUGAAGGAUAGUGAAGACAGUGUGCCAUCAUGUGAAGGUUCUCAUGGAUCACUUGAAUUACAGAUCUUACUGCAACAAGUCCAGGACCUCUUAAAAGAGUGGAAACUGAAGGGUCCCAUAGUGGAAGUCAUUACACAUAAAGGAUCUGAAUUGGAGAACAGAAUUAUGGAGAUAACCGCAUCGGAAAGCCAACUGCAGAGAGGUUCUGUUCUGAUGGCAUCAGUGAGCACAGUAGGGAAUGUUAAUGGAUAUCAUACUUGCCAAGAUUUGACUGGGAUACAGUGUGAUGUUUCUGAAAUUAGUCAGAUGUAUGAAGAACUUGGAGUAGUACUGAAAAACCGUGAGGAGCAGUUGUCUACCAUGGUGGAAAAGAUGAAGAAUGUUCAGCAAGAAACAAAUCAGAUGCUGCAGUGGUUGGAGUCUAAAGAAAGUAUUAUUACUGCUGUCAAUGUUUCACCAAAGAAGAGUGAAAUUGUUAAAGCACAAGCAGAACAGAACAAGGAGUUCAUAUCUGAACUUGAACAGAGUUCUGAAAAAGUGGAAAAGUUGAAAGCUGAGCUGAAAGAUUUGCUGGAAAAGUAUCCUAACUCCCCUGAGGCUGAGACCUGGAGGCAAAUGCUGGAAAAUCUUAAUAAACAAUGGGAUCGAGCUAAUCAAGUUACCUCUGAGCGACAGAAAAAAUUGGAGGAGUCUGCCAACCAGCUGGCUACCUUUCAAGCUGCUGGAUCCCAGCUACGUCCAUGGCUGAUGGAGAAAGAGCUGAUGAUGAGUGUUCUGGGCCCUCUCUCAAUUGAUCCCAACAUGUUGAAUGCACAGAAACAACAGGUUCAGUUUAUGUUAAAGGAAUUUGAAGCUCGCAAAACCCAGUAUGAAGAGCUAAAGCAUGCAGCCUAUGGUAUCCUGACAGGCCCUGGAGAUGAAUCUCCAUCCACCAGCCAGGUUGAAGAUGAUUUCAAUGAAAUCAGCCAGAAGUGGACAGAGUUAACCAGCCGUCUGAAUUCCAGAGCUGACCAUAUUGAUCAAGCUGCUGUGAAGAGUACCCAGUAUCAAGAGGUCUUACAAGGACUUACAGACAAGAUAAAGCAAACUGGGAAAAAACUUGGUGCACAAUCAGCAGUUAGCACCCAACCUGAUGCCGUAAAACAGCAUCUGCAAGAAACUAGCGGAAUUCGCUCAGAACUGGAGACCCUUGCUCAAGAAGUUGCUGAAGCUCAGAUCUUAUGCAGUGAAUUGUCUGCUCUUGUGGCAGAACCAUACCUCAAAGAUGAACUUCAAAAGCGACUUGACACUGUGGCUCUUCCUCUUAAAGGAAUGGAAGAUUUGGCAGCGGAUCGUGUAAAUCGGCUACAGACAGCUCUUGCCAGUUCUCAGCAGUUCCAGCAGAUGUUUGAUGAGUUGAGAAACUGGCUGGAGGAAAAACAGAUGCAACAGUCCAAGAGUCAACCAGUGUCAUCCAAACUGGAGAAGUUGCAGUCUCUUCUUCAGGAGCAGGAGGAAUUCCAGAAAACAUUGAACCAGAAUAGUGGGUCCUAUGAAAUGAUUGUUACAGAGGGUGAAUCUUUGCUUCUAUCCUCUCAGCCGGGUGAAGAGAAAACUGCACUUCAAAAUCAGCUAGCAAGUCUAAAAUCAAACUGGGAAGAACUAGGGAAGAAGACAUUUGAAAAACUUGGCAAGCUGAAAGAUUGUUUGCAUAAAGCCCAGAAGUAUAGAAGACAUGUUGAAGAUCUUGUACCUUGUUUAGAAGAUAGUGAAAAUCAGCUGAAACAAAUGCAGGUCACUCUUGACCCCAUGCACCUUGAUGCCCAGCUUCUCAGAGCAAAGGUUCUCCAAAGUGAAAUGGACAAGAAACGUUCUCUAUUGGAGAUGAUGAACAGCACAGCAGACCUCCUAACAGAAGCUGCUGAAGUUGACGACCAAGACAUUUUAGAGGAGAAGGCCCAGCUAAAUCAGAGGAUGGACAGUGUCACAGAACAGCUACAUGCCAAAGCAGGGUCUAUUGAAGAGAUGUCUCUGAGACUUAAGGAGCUUAAUGACAGUUUUAAAAACAUUGAUAAGAAGUUGGAAGGAGCCAAACAUCACUUGGAGAUCUAUGCAGCACUUGGUUCUCAAGCCUGUAGCAGUAAGAACUUAGAAAACAUGAAAUCUCAACAGGAAAUGCUGCAGAAUCUGGACACUCAGGUUCAGUACUUGAAAAAUCUUAUUCAAGGUUUGACUGAAGAUGCUCCAAAAGGAUCUGAUGUCUCUAGUCUGCUACAUCAGGCAGAAGAUGUACAACAUGACUUUGAGACUGUAAAACAAGAAGUGAAUGAGUGCUGUUUGAAUAUGGAACAAAAGCUUCAAGGAAUUGGUCAAUUUCACUCAGAUGUUAGAGAAAUAUUCUCGAAUCUGACUGAUCUAGACGAUGAACUUGAUAACAUGGGCCCAGUGGGGCGAGAUGUAGAUAGUCUCAGGUCACAAACUGAAGUCAUCCAGAAGUUUUUGGAAACUCUACAAGGCUUAAAAGCUGAUGUUGAAUUUUCAGAAAAGAAGUGCAGAGUUAUGUUAGAAAAUGAGGGAGGACCUGAUCUCAUUGCAUUAAUGCGAGAACUUGGCACACUGAAUAAACAGUGUGUUAAACUGACUGAAAGGGGCAAAAACCGACAGCAGCAAUUGGAAGCCACACAGAGAAGAGUUGAGGACUUUAACCUGAAACUAAAAGAAUUGAAACAGCAGAUUUUGACCGCAGAGGGCAGCAGUGCGUUGCAGGAGGUUGUUAGCACUGAAGUGGAAGCUAUUAAGCAGCAGUUAGGAGAUUUUAAGGCUUUUCAAAAGGAGCAGGUAGACUCCCUACAGGUCAGGCUGCAGCAAGUGAAUGGCCUCGGUCAGGGUCUGAUUCAGAGUGCGGACAAAAACUGUGAUGUGCACGGACUAGAACAUGACACGGAGGAGCUAAACACCAAAUGGAACACACUAAACAAAAAGGUGGCAGAGCGAGUGACACAGCUCCAGGAGGCUCUGCUGCAUUGUGGGAAGUUCCAGGAUGCUCUGGAACCGCUGCUCAGCUGGCUCACCGAUACAGAAGACCUGAUUGCAAAUCAGAAGCCCCCCUCUGCCGAAUACAAAGUGGUGAAGGCUCAAAUUCAGGAACAAAAGCUCCUGCAGCAUCUCCUGGAUGAUCGCAGAUCAACUGUAGACAUGAUUCAAGUUGAAGGUACACGAAUUGCAGAGGGCGCGGAACCUGCGGAUGGGGAGAAAAUUAACCGUCAAUUGGAUACUCUAAAGGAGAGGUGGUCAUCUCUGCUGCAAAAGGCACAGUCAAGGCAAAAACAACUUGAUGACAUAUUAGUUUUAGCCAAGCAGUUUCACGAAACAACUGAACCCAUAUUUGACUGGCUUUCCGCCACAGAGAAGAAGUUGGCAAAUUCUGAGCCAAUCGGCACUCAGACAGGAAAAAUUCAGCAACAGAUUGUACGCCACAAGAGUCUAGAGGAUGAUGUAACAGUCCAUGAGACUGAUGUAUGUCAAGCUGGAAGGCUAGUGGACAGUCUUUCUUCCCUGUGCUGUGCCGCUGAGCGUGAUAGGCUGGCACAGAAUCUAGACUACUUGCAUGCUCGGUAUAAAGAGGUUCAGGAUCUAUGCAGCAGGAAAAGUGCCUUGCUGGGGCAAGCUCUGAGCAAUGCCAGGUUGUUUGGGGAGGACGAAGUGGAAGUCCUGAACUGGCUGGCAGAAGUAGAAGAUAAACUGAGCUCUGUCUCUGUUAAGGAUUACAAGUUGGAGGUCCUACAGAAUCAACACAAAAACCAAAUGGCACUAAGUGAAGAAAUAAUCAAUAGAAAGAGAAAUGUAGAUCAAGCUGUUAAAAACGGACAAGCUCUGUUAAAGCAGACAACAGGUGAGGAGGUACUGCUGAUCCAGGAGAAGUUGGAUGGCAUCAAAACACGGUACUCUGAGAUCACGGCAUCAAGUGGAAAGGCUCUCAGGACUUUGGAGCAGGCCUUACAACUAGCCAGCAAAUUCCAGACCACCCAUGAGGAGUUGACUAGCUGGCUAGGAAGGGUUGAGGAUGAACUUGCUCGCACAAGCAGGCAGUCUCCGGCAGGAGAUUUGAUUCCACUGUUCCAACAGCGGCAAAAGGAAUUAAAGAAGGAGGCCAUGGAGUACCGCAUAGUCCUUGAUACCAUUAAUGAGGUGGGCAGUGCCCUACUAGAACUUGUUCCUUGGAGAGCCCGUGAGGGUCUAGACAAACUUGUCUCAGAUGCCAAUGAACAGUAUAGAUCGGUCAGUACUACUAUCGGACAUAGGGUUGAUCAGAUAGAUGCUGCCAUUCAAAGAUCACAGCAGUACGAGCAAGCUGCUGACGCAGAGUUAGCCUGGGUGGCUGAGACCAGGAGAAAACUUUUGGCACUCGGUCCAGUCUGCUUGGAGCAGGAUCAGACUACAGCCCAGCUCCAAGUGCAAAAGGCUUUCUCUGUAGACAUUAUUCGCCAUAAGGAUUCAAUAGAUGACUUGAUUGGAACACAGGAAGACAUUCUGGGAACAUGUGGAGAAGAACAAAAGGCCAUUUUACAAGAAAAAACGAAAUUGUUGCUGCAGCAGUAUGAGGAGGUCAGCCACAUAAAUGCAGAGCGGUCUGCCCGUCUGGAACGUGCACAGGUUCUUGUGGGUCAGUUCUGGGAAACUUAUGAGGAAUUAAACCCCUGGAUUGAAGAAAUGAAGGCCACAAUUUCCCAGCUGCCACCUCCUGCUGUCGAUCAUGACAUGCUUAAGCUGCAGCAAGAAGAAAUAAGGCAAUUGAGAGAAUCUGUGGCUGAGCACAAGCCUCACAUUGACAAGCUGUUAAAGAUUGGUCCACAUCUAUGUGAUCUAAAUCCUGAGGAAGGGGCAGUGGUGCAAGAAAAGUACAUCAAAGCAGAAAAACUCUAUCUGGGAAUUAAGGAAGAGGUUCGCAAGAUGGCCUUGGCAUUGGACGAUGCACUGGCACAGGCUGCUCAGUUCCAUGACAAGGUGGGACCUAUGUUGGAGACACUGGAGAGCAUGGCUUCUCGUCUACAUAUGCCUCCUUCAAUACCUGCAGAGGUGGAAAAGAUCCGUGAUUGUAUCAGUGAGAACAAGAACACUCUUAUGGAACUUGAAAAAUUACUACCUUCCUUUGAGGCCUUGAAACAUCGUGGGGAGGAGCUACUCAGUCGCUCACAAGGACCAGACAUGGAUCCUGCAGCAAAAGCCAUUCAGGAUAAACUGGAUCGGCUUACAUUCUUCUGGGAGGAUAUCAAAACCAAAGCAGAUGAGCGUGAAAUGAAAUUGUUGGAUGUUCUUGAGCUAGCUGAGAAAUUUUGGUUAGACAUGAAUUCGCUAUUGACAACUAUCAAAGACACACAUGAGAUUGUCCAUGAUCUGGAGAGUCCUGGAAUUGACCCCUCAAUGAUUAAACAACAGAUUGAAGCUGCAGAUUCCAUCAAGGAGGAAACAGACGGACUUCAUGAAGAGUUAGAGUUUAUUAGAAUCCUUGGAGCUGAUCUUAUAUUUGCUUGUGGAGAGACUGAAAAGCCAGAAGUAAAGAAAAGCAUUGAUGAGAUGAAUGGAGCCUGGGAAAAUCUGAAGAAAACUUGGACAGAACGUCUGGAGAAACUAAGAGAAGCAAUGUCUAAUGCCGUGCAAUAUCAAGAUACCUUGCAGGCAAUGUUUGACUGGCUGGAUAAUGCUGUUAUUAAACUGUGUGACAUGCCUCCUGUCGGGACAGAUAUCAAUACAGUAAAGGAGCAAAUCAAUGAAAUGAAGGAGUUUAAGGUGGAGGUUUACCAGCAACAAAUUGAAAUGGAGAAAUUAAAUCAUCAAGGAGAGCUGAUGUUAAAGAAAGCCAUUGAUGACACCGAUCGUGACAUCAUUCAGGGACCCAUCACUGAACUGAAGCAUUUGUGGGAGAAUCUGGGAGAGAAAAUUACACACAGACAGCACAAGUUGGAAGCUGCCCUGCUGGCCCUUGGACAGUUCCAACAUGCUUUAGCAGAAGUAAUGUCAUGGCUGACACACACAGAAGAUUUGCUGGAUGCUCAGAAACCCAUCAGUGGAGAUCCUAAGGUUAUUGAGGUGGAGCUCGCAAAGCACCAUGUACUAAAAAAUGAUGUGCUAGCUCAUCAAAGCACUGUGCAUACUGUCAAGAAUGCUGGAAGUGAAUUGCUUGAAUCCAGUCCUGGAGAGGAUGCCAACAGUCUUAGAAGUCGCCUGCAAUUGCUGAAGCAGUUGUGGGAGACUGUCCUGCAGAAAACAGAGGAGAGAGAGCAGCAGCUGGAUAUGGCUCUUCAGCAGGCUCAAGGUUUCACUGGCGAGAUUGAAGAUUUCAUCCAGUGGCAGAGCAGAAUAGAAAGCCAUCUUUCAGCUGCCAAACCCACUGGUGGUCUUCCGGAGACAGCACGGGAACAGCUUCAAGCUCAUAUGGAAUUGUUUGCUGAAGUAAAAGCAAAUGAAGAACUAUAUAAACAGCUUCUGGACAAAGGGCAGCUUAUGCUUUUGAGCCGAGAUGAUUCUGUAGGGUCUGUCACAGAACAGAAUGUUGCUAUUCUUAAGCGAAAAUGGCAAAACAUUAACAACAAAGUAGACGAGAGGAAGGUAAAAUUGGAAGAAGCUCUCAACCUAGCUACUGACUUCCAGAAUUCAUUGCAAGACUUUAUCAACUGGUUGACUCAAGCUGAGCAGAGUCUGAACAUUGCGUCGCCUCCUAGUCUCAUUCUGGACACAGUUUUUUUUCAGAUUGAUGAACAUAAGGUUUUUGUAAAUGAGGUUAAUGUACAUCGGGACCAAAUAAUUGAGUUGGACAAAACCGGUAACCAACUAAAGUUUCUCAGUCAGAAGCAGGAUGUUGUCCUAAUAAAGAAUCUCCUGCUGAGUGUCCAGUCUAGAUGGGAGAAGGUGGUUCAGAGAUCUGUGGAGAGAGGGCGAUACUUGGAUGAUGCUCGAAAGAGAGCAAAACAGUUCCAUGAAGCCUGGAAGAAAUUGGUUGACUGGUUGGAGGAGGCAGAGAAUCAUCUGGAUUCUGAGCUUGAAAUCUCCAAUGAUCCGGACAAGAUUAAAUUACAGCUUUCUAAGCAUAAGGAAUUCCAAAAAACAUUGGGAAGUAAACAGCCAGUUUAUGACACGACUGUCAGAACAGGACGUGCAUUAAAGGAAAAGGCCUCACUAAGUGAUGAUGUGCAGAAACUAGACCAUCUUCUUGGAGAAGUGAGGGAUAAAUGGGACACAGUGUGUGGAAAAUCAGUUGAAAGACAGCAUAAGCUGGAGGAAGCUUUACUGUUCUCUGGCCAGUUUAUGGAUGCUUUACAGGCUCUGGUUGACUGGUUAUACAAGGUGGAACCUCAGUUGGCAGAAGACCAGCCAGUGCAUGGGGACUUGGACCUUGUAAUGAACUUGAUGGAUGCCCACAAAGUUUUCCAAAAAGAGCUUGGCAAGAGAACCAGCAGUGUUCAAGCUCUAAAGCGUUCUGCCCGAGAGCUGCUGGACAGUAGUAGAGAGGAUACUACCUGGGUAAAGGUUCAACUUCAGGAACUUAGCACACGAUGGGACACUGUCUGUAAACUGUCUGUGUCCAAACAGACCCGUCUGGAGCAAGCGCUGAAGCAGGCUGAGGAGUUCCGUAGUACUGUCCACAUGCUCCUGGAGUGGCUGUCAGAGGCAGAGCAGACUUUGCGUUUUCGGGGUGCUCUUCCUGAUGAUGCAGAGGCUUUGCAGUUACUCAUUGACGUUCAUAAGGAAUUCAUGAAAAAAGUAGAAGAGAAGCAGUUAGAUGUGAACACCGCCAUUACCAUGGGCGAAAGAAUUCUAACUGUAUGCCACCCAGACUGUAUUACAACAGUGAAGCACUGGAUCACUAUCAUCAGAGCACGUUUUGAGGAGGUUCUGACUUGGGGAAAUCAACACCAGCAGAGGUUGCAAGCAGCUCUGGCUGAGCUUAUUGCCAAUUCUGAUCUUCUAGAUGAGUUGUUAUCUUGGAUCCAAUGGGCAGAAACCACACUUAUCCAGAGGGAUCAGGAGCCCAUGCCUCAAAACAUUGAACAAGUGAAGGCCCUAAUCUCUGAGCAUCAGGUGUUUAUGGAGGAAAUGACACAGAAACAACCAGAUGUGGAUAGAGUUACAAAGACAUACAAGAGGAAAACAGACCCCAACCAUGCUUCAUUUAAUGACAAGAACCGAAACAGGAAGUCUGCAGUGCAGGCCACUCCACCUGUCUUUCAGGUGCCCUCUCAGUCUGAGACAAAGAACCCAAGGGUCAAUCAGCUCUCUGCACGUUGGCAGCAGGUGUGGUUAUUAGCAUUGGAAAGACAGCGGAAGCUUAAUGAUGCUUUAGACAGGUUGGAAGAGUUAAAGGAAUUUGCAAACUUUGACUUUGACAUCUGGAGAAAGAAAUACAUGCGGUGGAUGAAUCACAAGAAAUCUCGAGUCAUGGAUUUCUUCCGUAGAAUAGAUAAAGACCAGGAUGGGAAAAUUACCAGACAAGAAUUUAUUGACGGAAUAUUGGCAUCCAAAUUUCCAACCACAAAACUUGAAAUGACUGCUGUAGCUGAUAUCUUUGACCGGGAUGGGGAUGGAUACAUUGAUUAUUACGAGUUUGUAGCCGCCCUUCAUCCCAAUAAAGAUGCUUAUCGGCCAACUACUGAUGCAGAUAAGAUUGAAGAUGAGGUCACCAGGCAGGUGGCGCAGUGCAAGUGUGCAAAGAGAUUCCAAGUCGAACAGAUCGGGGAGAAUAAAUACAGGUUCUUCCUAGGGAACCAGUUUGGAGACUCUCAGCAGUUGCGCUUGGUACGUAUACUGCGCAGCACAGUGAUGGUCCGAGUUGGAGGAGGCUGGAUGGCACUUGAUGAAUUUUUGGUGAAAAACGAUCCUUGCCGAGUUCACCAUCCAGGGACUAAAUUAAAGAGAACUGAUUCCGUCUCAUCCAUAGCAAGGGGAAGAACGAAUCUCGAGCUGCGAGAAAAGUUUAUACUACCCGAGGGGGUUUCCCAGGGAAUGACCCCCUUCAGGUCACGAGGGCGAAGAUCAAAACCGUCUUCCAGGACUGCCUCUCCUACUAGGUCCAGCUCAAGUGCCAGCCAAAGUAACCAUAGCUGUACAUCCGUCCCAUCCUCACCUGCUACUCCUGCAAGUGGUUCCAAGACUCCACAGCAGCCAUCUCGCUGUUACGAGAAGCCCUGGCUUGUAAACAGCAAGGCUGGCACGCCCUCUAGGGGCUCCGAAUAUUCAGACUACCAGAUCCCAUCGUGUGAGGUAACGCCAGCACAAAGCAGCAAAAUGAAGAAAGCUGCUAUACAUACAAGCCGCUCUUCCCUCACAGGAGACAUGUCUGGAACCACCCCUUCUGGUGCCAAAUCCAGUCGAACUGAUCCCAAGAAAAGUGGCAGCCGUGCCGGGAGCCGUACAGGAAGCCGUGCCAGCAGCCGCAGGGGCAGCGAUGCCUCUGACUUCGACCUUCUAGAAACACAGUCUGCUUGUUCAGACACCUCAGAAAGUAGCGCUGCCGGGGGACCAUCCCGCAGAGGACUGUCUAAACCUUCAAAAAUCCCCACAAUGUCCAAAAAAACUGUCAGCACUCCUAAAACUUCCGGCACCAAGAGAUAGUCCUAACUGAAGCGACCUCUGGCACAAGAGCAAAUAGCCUAUAAAUGGGGCAGACCAUGACAUUUUCUAUCAUGCACUGUACAUCUGGAUGUACACUGUUUAUCUGUGGAGAAAUUUCUAUCGUCUAUACAUGUAUACGAAAAAAAAAUGUUUAUAACUGCCUUAUCCGUUUCUUUUGUUUUUGUAUGUUACUACUUCCAUGUGAAUAUUUCUGUAGAUACAAAGCCUUGUGUCAAUUCCUGGUAAAAUUCAGGAAGUCUAGUAGAGUGUAAAACAGGAGAGUAGAUGGCUAAUGAUGUGAUUUUGUGGGGUAUGAGACCCUUUUUGUUAGGGUUAAUAUCCUGAGGCAACACUACUAAACUUUAUUAAGGAAAUCCUCUGUUUUGUAUAUGAACUAUUCUUUAUUAAAUUGCAGAGGGAUCAGAGACUGACCUGAGGUUUUAAUAAAAGAUUGUCUUUCUGAAUUGACAGCACUUGCACAUCCUGCUUUGAACAUAUAACUAGGAUAUCAAGUCUCUCGCAGCAACUGCAGCUGAAAAGGACAAUGUGGGAGCAGCCACUUGCCAUGACAGGGAAUUCCAGAUCCUGGUGCAGCAUAGGUUAGCGUAUGCUUCUCCACAGCCAUUUUGCACUCAUGCCAGAUUCAGCUGAUUUUCUAAUUGUAAACUACAUUUGUUUUAUUUAUCUGCUUAGGAUUUUCUUAUUUAUUAUUUAAUAGUCAUUCCACGUAGAAUUUGUGUGACAUGUUCAUUUUUGUAAUUAACACUCACAGUUGUGUGUCCAAUAAAUGGGACUCACCAGCACAAUUCCUUCCUCACAUUCGUAUGCUGGCUCUCCCUGACAGAUCGACCCUGUGGGACGGGAAGUGUUAGAGCUCGGAUGGAUCCCUCCUAUCAUCGGUCCCUACAUCCAGUUCUAACCAGGCUGCUGUGUGAAAAUCUCAAAUAGUUUGCAACAGAAAUUGAUGCUGUACCAAUGAACUGUUAAACAACAACACUUUUGUAUUAAAAUUGCUUGCAGUAACCUCA